AUGUCUCGUUGGUUUUUUCGUUCAUGUCGUUUACAUUCUACAACAUUUAUUAAAUGUAUUUUAUGUUUAGUAAUAAUUUAUAUAUUAAAUACAAUACUUGGUGUGCAAUAUUAUAUAUGGUCAGAAAAAUCAUUUGAGAAUGAAUAUCAUUUAACAAUGACACAAAUUGAUAUUAGAAAUAUUGAUGAAAAUAAACCAGAAAAUAUUUUAGGUUUACCAAAAUAUAUUAUUUCAAAUAGAUUUAUUAUUAAUAAUGAAUAUUUAUGUAAUCAUGGAAAUUCAGUAACAUUUAUUCAACCACAUUUAUUAAUAUUAGUCAAAUCAGCUGUUGAGAAUUGGAAAGCAAGACAAGCUAUUAGAAUGACAUGGGCAAAGAAUGAUUUUUUAGAAAAAAAUAAUAUUAAAUUAGCUUUUGUUUUAGGUACAAAUGAACAAAAUUUCAGUGUGGAAAAAGAAUCACAACAAUAUAAAGAUAUUAUUCAAAUUGAUAAAAUUGAUUUUUAUUAUCAUAAUUCAUAUAAAAUGGUAAUGAUGCUUCGUUGGAUAAAUGAAUAUUGUACAUCUAAAAAUGAUCUUCGAAAAUAUGUUUUAUUUGUUGAUGAUGAUUAUUAUAUUGAUUUAAAUUCAUUAUUAACAUAUAUAAAUAAAAUUGAUAAUAAUUCUAAUAUGACAAUAAAUGAAAGACGAACAUUUAUAACUGGUUAUGUUUAUCAAAGUUCUCGUCCACGUCGAUUUUUAAAUGAUCGUUGGUAUAUAUCAAUAAAUGAUUAUCCAUAUGAUCAUUAUCCACCUUAUGUAACAGCUGGAUGUUUUUUAAUGACAAUAUCUAAUGCACGAUUAUUUUAUAUAGCAUCAAAAUAUACGAAAUUAUUUCGUUUUGAUGAUAUUUAUAUGGGACUUUUAGCUUAUUCAAUGUCAAUUAAAUUAAUUCCAAAUAAUGAUUUAUUUUCAUCAUAUCAUUCAUCAAUUAUUUUAUUUAAUAAUCAAACAGGAUUUUUUUCAAAAUUUAAAAGAUUUUUUACUAAUAAUAUUAAUUUAAAUUCAACAAAUAAACCUAUUUGUAUUCAUGGAUAUCGUGGAGAAGAAUUAAUUCAAAUUUGGAAUAACAUCUAUCAAACUAAUCUAACACUUUCACUAAGUAAUUGA
Rotaria sp. Silwood1 is the source of this 1146-nucleotide messenger RNA. Lineage: Eukaryota; Metazoa; Rotifera; Eurotatoria; Philodinida; Philodinidae. The record is from the annotation of a GenBank genome assembly.